AUGGAAUAGGAAAGCAAUAACAAAAAUAAUAAUAACCACAUUGAAGAUGAGGAUAAUGAAAAGCCUGACCAUUCAGAGCUAGAAUAAUCAUCAACAAUUUAGAAAAAGUAAAGAUUGAUGCCAAAAAGAGGUGAAUAUAGAAUGCGUGCACAUAUUAACCCUUUAAAUGAUACUCCAUUCCCUUAUCCUUUAAAUCCUGAUUAUGUAAACUGGAAAAUUCACUAUCCUAAGUUCUUUGAUGGAACAGAUGAAGAAAAUUAGAAAGUAUUUUGCAACACAAAUGAACAUCCCUAAACUUAUGAUGAGGAAGUUAAUUCUCUUUAUAAUGGCUUGUAAGGAGCUUAGCCAGUUUUUCUAGAUAUUGGAUGUGGUUUUGGUGGAUUAGUUUUCAAUUUAGCCAAAAAUUUCCCUGAAAAGCUCGUUUUGGGUCUUGAAAUUAGAGACAAAUUAGUCAAUUACGUUUCUGAAAAAAUCAAGGCUCUUCGUAUUGAAAGUCCUGACCACAAAUACAAUAAUGCUGCUUGUAUCAGAACAAAUGCUAUGAGACAUAUUAUAUAGUAUUUCAGAAAGGGCACUAUUGAAAAAAUGUUCUUCUGCUUCGCCGAUCCCCAUUUUAAGAAGUCUAACCACAGAAGAAGAAUCAUUAACACAGGUUUCCUUUCUGAAUAUGCUUUCUUACUCAAGCCCAAAGGUAGAAUUUAUUGUAUCACUGAUGUAGAAGAUCUACAUAAUUGGUAAGAAGAGCAUCUUGCUAAACACAGAAUGUUUAGAAAGUUAUCUGAAGAAGAGCUUGUAGGAGAUAUAUGUGUAUAAUUAAUUUAAGAUUCCACUGAAGAAGGAUAAAAAGUUACUCGUAAUGGAGGCAAAAAGUGGACCUGUGUUUUUGAAAGAGUUUGA
This is a messenger RNA of Tetrahymena thermophila SB210, 897 nucleotides long. RefSeq names its product tRNA (guanine-N(7))-methyltransferase. The transcript has 2 exons. Gene Ontology annotation, molecular function: tRNA (guanine(46)-N7)-methyltransferase activity. Lineage: Eukaryota; Ciliophora; Oligohymenophorea; Hymenostomatida; Tetrahymenidae. Gene Ontology annotation, biological process: RNA (guanine-N7)-methylation; tRNA methylation. The record is from RefSeq and is a predicted model, not a curated record. Gene Ontology annotation, cellular component: tRNA methyltransferase complex.